AUGACGCCGCAUUUCCCGCCAGAUGUCUACAUUGGUCAAGUCAUUCCACACUCUGAGCCAAAGCCGCCAAGAUUUUUUACACGCUACGAUCUCCCUGGAGGAUUCGGGAGAGUGACUUCUUCAGACGAGACGAUUUCUACCCGCAGCGGAGUCUCGUCGGAAUCAGCAUGGGAUCUGCGCGAUGACGAGGUGCUCCCUGGAGUGUCGCACGCGCGACUGGCGAAAUGGCGAGCCUCCGCCGCGCGAUCACGGCUGACCACCGCAGCUGACGCUGACACUACGGCUGGAGCUAAACCGUUUGACGCUUCUCGAGAAGACGACGAAGCUUCCUAUCCUGACCGCAAGGGAAAGCGUGAAGGUGGUGGCGAGCUGUGCGGGUGGCCGGUUCCCGCUACUCCCGCGCGCGAGACGGAGGACGGGUUUCAGGGGGACUCGGUGUGGUACAGCACGAACGGCAGCGAGUGGAUGCAGCACGCGUACCUGGAGAUGCUUCUAGCGGGGAUGGUGGAGCGCGGAAGGGGACAGGCGGGGGUGGGGGGUGACGAACCGGAGCCUGUAUGCGUGGCGGUGUAUCUGCCACCCCAUUGGUUCCCUUGCUCCGACUCGCGAGCUGGCUGCCAGCUGGCAGUGUGGGUCCGCCCUGCGUCGUCCGACGUGGCGCUGCUGUACCACCUGCUCGACACGCGCGCCUUCCGCUUCCUGCGCGCGUCGCUGCUCCCCCACUUCCGCCCAGCCGCCAUUCUUGAUGCAGGCGCCAACAUCGGGCUCGCGUCCCUCAUCUUCGCCAUGCGUUUCCCGGAUGCGCUGAUAGUGGCAGUGGAGCCGGCACGGGACAACUUCGCCCUGCUGCAGCGCAAUGUGAAGCACCUCCCCCAGAUACUGCCAGUCAAUGCCGCCCUCUGCAGAGCGGAUUCCCUGUCACCACCGUCACCUGCUGCUGCCAACCACUCACCUGCCUCCCCCUCCCCCUGCAUGCCCGCUGUCUCGGUGCCGUCGCUGCUGCAGCGCAUGCAGCUGCCACGCUUUGACUACGUGAAGAUUGACAUUGAGGGCGCUGAGAAAGAGGUGUUCUGCUCUGAUGCAGGAGCAGGAACAACAGAUGCAGCAGCAGCAGCAGCGGGGGGGUGGCACCGUGACGUGGCAGUGGUGUCAGUGGAGGUGCAUGAGGACUUGGCGCCGGGGAUAGCCGCGUGCAUGGAGGGGGUGUGUGCGCGCACACGGUAUGACGUGCGCACGUACGGCGAGAACACUGUGUACUUCAGCCCCAACGUGUGGGUGCAUGCGCUGAAACCACUGGAUCUGAGCGUGCGGUGA
This is a messenger RNA of Closterium sp. Yama58-4, 1314 nucleotides long. The record is from the annotation of a GenBank genome assembly. Lineage: Eukaryota; Viridiplantae; Streptophyta; Zygnematophyceae; Desmidiales; Closteriaceae.